Messenger RNA from Amaranthus tricolor (Joseph's coat), 1495 nucleotides. Its product is annotated as BTB/POZ domain-containing protein At1g21780. Gene Ontology annotation, molecular function: protein binding. Bases 105 to 1142 code for a protein of 345 amino acids. The transcript has 4 exons. Lineage: Eukaryota; Viridiplantae; Streptophyta; Magnoliopsida; Caryophyllales; Amaranthaceae. The record is from RefSeq and is a predicted model, not a curated record.
UUUUCUCAAAACAAAAAAAAUGUCAAGGUGUUCAUCUUUAAUUGGAUAUUGGAUAGGAGUAUUUCCCUUCUAGUUAUACUAGAGUAUAUAAAUUUCAAUAAAAGAUGUAUGAAAGUGCUCUGGGUCUCUCUUCAGCACUACAACAGUCAGUUAGAGAGAAAAUGGGGGAUACCAAAGUUGAGACAAUCUCAAGACUUGCUCAGUGGAAAAUUGACAAUUUUGGUCCUUGUUCUUACAAGAAAUCCGAUUCCUUUAAACUUGGUCUUUGGAAUUGGCAUAUAGCUAUUGAAAAGAAUCGGUAUUUGAAUGUAAGAUUAUUCCCAGAACCAUCAAGACAAUCAAAAGAUCAGCCACCACUUGCUCGUUUUAUUCUAAGAGUCUCUAAUCUGGGUAUCAGUCGAAGACCUUAUAUUUCUCCCGUUCAUGAGCGACUGCUUCGUAACAGCGAUGAUUUUGUCUGGCCAGUCGACACUACGUUUUACGGUCGCUUCGUCAUUGAUGUGGAGUUUCUGGACUUGAAGACCUGCCCACUUAACGGGGGUCAAGCGAUCUCAAUAUGGCCAGCUCAAGCAAAUAUGCAAUCUUUAGCCACUCAAAGUGCCCUCCAAACGCUGUCUCAUAUGCUUGACGAUGGCAUCCAUACCGAUGUCACUAUUACCACAGCCGAUGGAUCCCUAAAGGCGCACAAAGCAGUUCUUGUAGCGUGUUCUCCUGUAUUCCAAAGCAUGUUCCUACACGAUCUAAAAGAAAAAGAAUCUUCGAACAUCGAGAUAGAUGACAUGUCAUUGGAAUCUUGCAUGGCGCUGCUCCGCUACAUAUACGGAAGCAUAAAACCCGAGGACUUCUGGAAGCACAGGCUUGCACUUCUGGCAGCCGCAAACAAAUAUAAUAUGAUUGAUCUCAAAGCGGCUUGUGAAGAAAGUCUGUUGGAGGACAUUAACACGGGAAAUGUGCUAGAGAGGUUGCAGGAGGCAUGGCUAUAUUCGCUUCAUAAACUAAAGAAAGGGUGCUUGACAUAUUUGUUUGAUUUCGGAAAGAUAUAUGAUAUUGAGGAUGAAGUAAGCAACUUCUUCCAGACAGCUGAUCGGGAAUUACUAACAGAGAUGUUUCAUGAAGUUCUAACAGUAUGGAAACCAACAUGACUGCCCGCGAUGAUGCUUGUCAUAUGUAAACUUGUAAAUAUUGACGGGUUUCUCUCGGUUGUUUAUGGAUUGAAAAUCGAUACAGCGUGUAGCCUGUAUUCCUGUAAAACUGCAUAAAAUUAUGUUGUAUAACUCAGUGUAAUGUUUGUGACAGAGUCUAUAGAGAUCAAUGGUAAAUGCAGAUAUCAGUCAUUGUGUGAUUUAAUCUUUAGGCUCAUGUAAGGUAGGAGAAUGACAUACCAAUUAUUUGGUGGAAACAAUAGAGGUGGCUAAGGCAAGUUCAAUUUUACAAACAUUAUUAGAGACAGUUUCACUGUGAGACGCAAAAGUAUUAAAGGAGCUUAAUGUCGUAC